UGAUCGUGUGUGAAAACACACGUGAGUCCACAAGCCCGAAAACGCGAGCGAUAGCCCGGCUUUCCCGGGAAUACGGUCCGUUCCUACGGAGCCCCUGGCCGUCGCGUCCCAGUGCGGCUGCCCGCUCCUCCGGGGGAGGGACUUGAAGGCGCGGCUUGCGGGGACGCUGAUCGACCCGGUCCAUUGCGGUCGGACCGCCGCGCAGACCGGGCGCCGGGAACUGGGCUGAAGACACGCAGAGACUGCGGGCAGCUCCAGCCUCCGCGACGGGCGCUGCGGAGAUGUGCGCUCGGUAACAUGGUCCUGAAAGCUGGGAUCGCCGCUUCGAGAUGGGACCCAGCGUGUCCAUGGGCACAUGAGUGUAGGACAGCCAGACCUGCUGCCUGUAAUGGACCAAGCUGAAAUCAAUGAGAGCCUCCCCGUGGACCAGGCCCCCCACGGCCUCCACAGCUACACCCUGGUGGAGCGAGUGGCCCUCAUUGCCUUCCUGUCCCUCGUCAUGCUCAUGAGUGUCCUGGGCAAUCUUCUGGUCAUGGUGGCCGUCUGCAAGGAUCGGCAGCUCAGAAAAAUCAAAACCAACUACUUCAUCGUGUCGCUGGCCUUUGCGGACCUGCUCGUGUCGGUGCUGGUGAUGCCGUUCGGCGCCAUUGAGCUCAUCCACCAGAACUGGAUCUACGGAGACACCUUCUGCUUGGUCCGCACCUCGCUGGACGUUCUCCUGACCACAGCUUCCAUCCUGCAUCUCUGCUGUAUCUCCUUGGAUAGAUACUAUGCCAUAUGCUGCCAGCCCCUGGUGUACAGGAACAAAAUGACCCCCUUGCGAGUUGCACUCAUGUUGGGAGGAUGUUGGGUCAUUCCAAGCUUCAUCUCCUUCCUGCCCAUCAUGCAGGGCUGGAACAGUAUUGGAAUAAAUGAUUUGAUAGAGCAGCGGAAGUCCAGCGGCGACAGCAACACGACCGCGUGCGUCUUCAUGGUCAACAAGCCCUACGCGCUCACCUGCUCUGUGGUGGCCUUCUACAUCCCUCUGGGCCUCAUGGUGCUGGCCUACCAGCGCAUCUACGUGACGGCGCGGGAGCAUGCGCGCCAGAUCAACAUGUUGCAGCGGGCGGGGGGUGCCGGCAUGGCGGCGGGCGCUUCCUCGUCCUCAGACAGCGCCGACGCCCGGCGGGACCACCGAAUGCGCACGGAGACCAAGGCGGCCAAGACGCUGUGCAUCAUCAUGGGCUGCUUCUGCCUCUGUUGGGCGCCCUUCUUCAUCACCAACGUGGUGGAUCCCUUCAUCCACUACACCGUGCCGGACAAGCUGUGGGCCGCCUGCCUGUGGUUGGGCUACAUCAACUCCAUGCUCAACCCCAUCCUCUACGCCUUCCUCAACAAAUCCUUCCGCCGUGCCUUCCUCAUCAUCCUCUGCUGUGGCCACAGACGCUACCGCCGGCCCUCCAUCAUGGGGCCCGGGGCCCCCUGCGCCACCACCCAGAUCAACGGUUCCACGCAUGUGCUCAAUGGCUGCUCCUCUGUCUCCAAACUCCUACUCUGGUUCUGCAACACCGGGCCGGUUCCAGUCUAGUGUUGCUUUGGGGCUUGCAAGUACUCUGUCCUGCACAAUGGGAACCACCCAGAACAUGAGGGCCUUUCAGUGCAGAAUGACACAGAGUCUCAGGAGUCCUGCUUCUGACCCUGGAGAAGUGGACACCGGGUCAGGACCAUCACUCAUCCCCAAAGAAAUGUCUCCCUGGACGAGGCAGCCCAGCGCUGAGGAGAUCUGAGCUGGAGGGUGCGUCACGUUGCCAAAGCUACUCGCCCCUGUAAGCCGACUUUCAGGCGACUCAGGCAGCUCGUGAGGCACAAAGAUUUGCUUCAUGAAGGAAGCUGGACUGAGAGGCCAGCUGGGCAGACCUGGGGACGGGUCACUUCCUCUGCCCAUAGCCAGCCAGCCACCGCUACCUAGUACCAAGUAAAAGACACGUGACACGAAUGAGCCAAACUGAUCAAAGGCAGAACGGCUGCCACGUCUGGCCCCGGGAGACAUUGCUGCGGCCCUCGUGUCUGGAGCGACGCUCAGAAGCCACGCCCAUUGGUUUGCCUAUUUCAGUUCCUGCUGUCUCAGACAGACUGAUGUGUGACACCUCGCAUCUCAGAUGACUCAACCUCAGAUAUGUGAAGAAGGAGUGUAUCGAUCUAACCGGGAAGGGGGGGGGGGGAUCAGACUAUAGCCCGGUAGGUGGGAGGUCACAUGUGAUAACAGCUCCUGGAGAAAAGUACUGGUGCAUUUCAUAUUACAAAGAAGCUCGGUGUCAGAACAAUUAUGGGACUUAUUUUGUUUCUUUUUCCUGGUUUUGUUCCUUUUAUUCCAUGUGCCAUGGUCCAUUUCAGCAGACAGGAUGUAUCUCCAGGAGGUUUCAGGGAAAUAAUGCCAUACUGACCCGCAUUCCUGUAUUACAGUAUUUUAAUAUCCGUGAAAUGAUGUUUCUGUGUGUGUGGCUUUUUAAAGGAGGCUCUGCUGAUUCUCCUCCUUCUGCAGACCCUCUCGGCACAAUGGAAGAGCCCUUCCCAUCAUGCAUUUGGGUGCUGCCCAUCCACGGGAACAUCCUCCCACUUUGCCCUGCAGCAGCUUAAUGCUCUCUGCUGUUCCUUCAGUCGGAACUCCCCAGCUAGGUGCCUCACAGGUCUCUGCGGUAGCUGUUAUCCCUCCGCGUGUCACGUGACCCACAGGGGAAGCCCAUGUGACUGUCACUUCAAACAGCACCCACUGUGGGUGCCGGGUAUUAUCACCUAGAGCCAGCUGCUAUUACGGCAGAGUAUGACGGCUUACGGGUUGAACUCCCUCUGCAAAUGCCACCAUUUUUAUCUCAUAUAAGCCCAGAGAAAAUCAAUAUUAUGGAAGAGCUGUUCACUGAACUCAUAACUCAGCCCAACUCAUCUUCUUCCAAGAUUCAGCGCAUCUCCUUAGUUAUGAAAUACUUCAUUUGAUCCCUUUAAACACGAGCUCAGAUUCAGAAGGACGGAUAGAGAUUAGCUAUAGAGCCAAUGGAAACUGCGGGGGGGG
Brienomyrus brachyistius is the source of this 3046-nucleotide messenger RNA. It is a transcript of the gene htr4, whose product is annotated as 5-hydroxytryptamine receptor 4. The coding region runs from base 356 to 1567 and encodes 403 amino acids. The transcript has 8 exons. The record is from RefSeq and is a predicted model, not a curated record. Gene Ontology annotation, cellular component: plasma membrane. Gene Ontology annotation, biological process: regulation of appetite; adenylate cyclase-activating adrenergic receptor signaling pathway; chemical synaptic transmission. Gene Ontology annotation, molecular function: G protein-coupled serotonin receptor activity. Lineage: Eukaryota; Metazoa; Chordata; Actinopteri; Osteoglossiformes; Mormyridae.